Chelonus insularis is the source of this 1026-nucleotide messenger RNA. RefSeq names its product Proteasome assembly chaperone 1 (gene PSMG1). Gene Ontology annotation, molecular function: proteasome binding. Bases 250 to 1026 code for a protein of 258 amino acids. The record is from RefSeq and is a predicted model, not a curated record. NCBI's taxonomy places the organism in Eukaryota, Metazoa, Arthropoda, Insecta, Hymenoptera, Braconidae. The transcript is spliced from 4 exons. Gene Ontology annotation, biological process: proteasome core complex assembly. Gene Ontology annotation, cellular component: endoplasmic reticulum.
CAAUCAAAAUUAGCGCCAUAAUGUGACUAAUACGCUAGCGCUACCUGUGAAUAGUUUUUCGUUCCCUAACCAAAUUUUGCAACAACAAUAAUACGCACAACACCGGCUUGAUUUGUUUUAUCUUUGAUUCAACAAUUUUACGUUGUGUCAUUGUCAUUAAUUGAUUUUCGAAGUUACUAUUGAUGAGAUUAAUAAUUUCCAAAAAUCUGAAAUUCAUUAGUUUACUUUAGCUUCAAAAUAAAAACAAGUAUGUCAAUGUCAUUUGGAGAAGUAGUGUAUCCAAGUUCACGAGCAUUUUGGACUGAAGAGGAUGACGAGAAUGAUAAUCAAAGUACUGAAAAUUUAACCAAAUUAUUUACUGUUGAAUGGUCUGAAGAUAUUCCACAACAAAUAAAUACUUUGAUUGUCAUAGAAACAUCGUUGAUUGUUGAUUUUAUGAAAGAUUAUGUGUCAAAAAAUGCUAAAGAAGUCUGCCAAAUAAAAUCAUCAUCAUCGAAACAUCCUUCAAAGUUGUACAAAGCUUCAAAUAAUUCAUUCAUUUGUUUAGUCAGUCCCGAUGUUGAAUUGGCUCAAGCUGGAGAUUUUGUUGAUACAGCAUCAGAGAUCUUGAAAAAGGCAAAAAACAUCAUAGCAAUCACCAGCAGUCACAUAACUCAAUUAAAAAAUAUUGAGAACCGAAAUAUUUCAACAUAUUUAAUCUCAUUGUAUACUAGAAAAGCUACUAAUGAUGUUAAAAAUUCUAUUUCUAUGCCCAAACAGCCCAGCAUUGUUCCUGGAGUUGGUGCUGGAGUUGUUGCUUAUGCUGAAGUAAUGGAUCAAUCAGCGUCAUUGAAUAUUUUAUACCUGGAUGGCUAUGAGUUAGAUUCAAACAGUGCAUCACCUUUAACAAAAUUAUUUGCUGAGGUAACUAAGCAUGAAUUACCAGAAUUAAAAUGUGGGAAACCCUUUAUUUUCAAUAAAGGAAACUUGUAUAUGUAUUCCAAUAUUUUUUAUUAUCAACAUCGUCAUAUAAACAUGGCAACUUAA